This is a messenger RNA of Carassius carassius (crucian carp), 1493 nucleotides long. It is a transcript of the gene mogat3a, whose product is annotated as monoacylglycerol O-acyltransferase 3a. Lineage: Eukaryota; Metazoa; Chordata; Actinopteri; Cypriniformes; Cyprinidae. Gene Ontology annotation, cellular component: endoplasmic reticulum membrane. The record is from RefSeq and is a predicted model, not a curated record. The transcript has 7 exons. Gene Ontology annotation, molecular function: diacylglycerol O-acyltransferase activity. Bases 270 to 1277 code for a protein of 335 amino acids. Gene Ontology annotation, biological process: triglyceride biosynthetic process.
GAGAGUUGUGCGCUCGCACGAAACACGCGGGACAGAGCCGCCUACGAUCGCGCGCAUAACUCUUCAUAAACACUUUAUAAAGCUUCGCGCGAAGAAGAAAAAUAGUUUUCGAUGAAGAAAAGGCGAGUGUAAGCACUUCUCGCGCUGAGGUUUUGGAUUCUCAUGCGACAAAUUUGAGGAGUCUGAAGACAGAAAGUGUGUCUGGGUUUGUGUUUAAUGACAGACAGUUGAAUCUGUGUGUGUGUGUGUGUGUGUGUGUGGGGAGAGAGAUGAAGAUCGAGUUCGCUCCUCUGCGUCUUCCUCUGCGCAGGCGUCUGCAGACAGCAGCAGUCGUGCAGUGGGUCUUCAGCUUCUUAGUUCUGGCUCAGGUCUGUCUGGCGGCGUUCGUCCUCCUCUGUCUCAGUGAUUGGUGGAUUCUGGCCGCGCUGUAUGCUGGUUGGCUGUAUCUGGACAGGGACACGCCCUCAUGUGGAGGUCGGAGGUCACACUGGGUCAGGAGCUGGCGUGUGUGGACGUAUUUCAGAGAUUAUUUCCCCAUCACACUGACGAAGACGGCGGAUCUGGACCCUCGUUAUAAUUAUCUGUUCGGGUUUCAUCCUCACGGCGUUCUGGUGGCCGGCGGAUUCGGGAAUUUCUGCACGGAAGCGUCAGGAUUCUCUCAGAUGUUCCCCGGACUCACACCAUACCUGCUGAUGCUGCCCUUCUGGUUCAGAGUUCCCUUCUUCAGAGAAUACAUCAUGAGCGGAGGGCUGGUGUCGAGUGAGAAGGCCAGUGCGAGUCACCUGUUGAGUCGUCCAGGUGGAGGUCAGGUGGCUGUGAUCGCGGUGGGCGGAGCUCCAGAAUCACUGGACGCUCGACCAGGAGCCUUAACCCUUCAGCUGCUGCAGCGCAAGGGCUUCAUUAAACUGGCCCUCAAACACGGAGCGUGGCUGGUUCCUGUCUUCUCUUUUGGGGAGAAUGAGCUCUUCGAUCAGAUGGAGAAUCCCACAGGCUCCGCCCUCCGCCUCGUUCAGGACCGCCUCCAGAGAGUAAUGGGCGUGGCUAUGCCUCUCUUUCACGCCAGAGGAGUUUUCCAGUACAGCUUCGGCCUGCUGCCGUACAGGAAGCCCAUUCACACCGUGGUGGGGCGUCCCAUUCCUGUGGCUCAGAAUCCGUGUCCCAGUAAAGAGGACAUCGACGCUCUACACACUCUCUACAUGCAGGCUCUGACGCAGGUGUUCGAAGAGAAUAAAAAACACUACGGCAUCCCAGAGGACAAGCAACUCAACUUCAUCUGAACGAGCACUACCAGAAGAUAAUAACACUAGUCGCAUGACAGCUUGCUCAUAUCCAGAACUCUUCCUUGUUUUGUUACUGUGCUUGUACACUUUAUUGACGGGUUGGAAGAUGUGCAUUUAUAAUGUUUAUUGUGGUGGGUUACUCUUUGGUCUUUAAUCAGGAAUUGUGAAUCGAUUUGGAAAAAUAAAAUCAAAUAAAGUAGUGUUUUUUCACAA